AUGCCAAUCCCCAACCCUUUUACCCGCAAAACGAUCCCCUACCACCGACUAUCCAAAGAAUCGACGGAACAAGAAAGCGACCAUGCAGGAACCAACACAUCAACAGCCAACCAAGAUUCGGAUGAACAAAACGUCUACCUCCUAGCAAAAAACCUACAUCGCCCUCGCCGAUCCCGCUUCAAAACUACAUGCACCUACACAUUCAUCAGUCUCUUCAGUCUACUAACCGGUCUCGUUGUCUCCCAAUUCUUCGCUUUGGAGUACGACUUUGACGGAUACCUAGGUACCCCAUCUCCUCCUCCCCCUACGCCAACAACCCAACGCUACAUCCAAAACGUCGUCUGGAGCGAAAACACCACAUUCGCCGCCUCUCCCAAUGCCGCCACGGAAGCAGCAUGGAAGAGUUUGAUACCUAGUGGUCGAGGCUUCAUUCAGCAUCCCGUGUUGGCGAAAGAUAUAAAGGCUAUUGCUGUGUUCCAUGAAUUGCAUUGCUUGCACGGACUCCGACUCUCCUACUUCAAAAUCUCCUACGCCCUCUCAAAACUCCAAUACCAGCAAGAACGAGAUCCAUACACCCACACCCGCGACGACCACCCUCACAUAACAGGUUCAUCUAUACAGAACCUGUAUCCGGGAUCCCUCCUCGCGGAACACAGCCACGGCCAUGAGCAUAUAAAGCACUGUUUCGAGUACCUGCGGCAAGCGCUCAUGUGUGCCGCGGAUACUAAUCUAGAGGGAACAAAGAUGCAGGAGUUUGGAAGAGCGGAUGGCGAUAAGGGAUAUGUGCUGGGUAGUGAUGCAUGGGGGACGAAGCGAGUGUGUAGGGAUUUUGAGGGAGUGAAGACGUGGGCGGAGAGGUGGAGGGGUGAGGAUGAGGGGGGCAUUGUGUAG
Molecule: messenger RNA, 891 nt
Organism: Pyrenophora tritici-repentis Pt-1C-BFP
Lineage: Eukaryota; Fungi; Ascomycota; Dothideomycetes; Pleosporales; Pleosporaceae
Source: RefSeq, a predicted model, not a curated record